Messenger RNA from Closterium sp. Naga37s-1, 2043 nucleotides. NCBI's taxonomy places the organism in Eukaryota, Viridiplantae, Streptophyta, Zygnematophyceae, Desmidiales, Closteriaceae. The record is from the annotation of a GenBank genome assembly.
AUGGAUCAGGUCGACGAAGAUUGGAUUCGAGCGCAGGCCGCGAAACAAGGCCGCGCGCCUUCCGCCGCAGCAGACGACGGCGGAAACUACGCCGUUAGUGUGGGGAAUGGCGCCAGUGGGGAAACCGAAGCGAAUGAAACGACCGGGGAGAAAGAGGAGGGCGUAACCGGUCAAACCACGUGUCCUAAGAAGGAGGCUUUUGGGAACCCCGCGCACGAGAGGUUCAGCCAUGGCAGCCGCGCGAGCAGCAUAAGUAGCGGAGGAGUCGGAGCAAUAGAUUGGGUAGCAGGCAGCAGUAUGAACGCGUCUAGCAACAAGUCUUCCCCCGGACUUCCCGCGGAUGACUCCCCGCAUCCCGCCAUUCCCCCCUCCGCCCCCGCCUCCGCCCUCUAUCGCGAAAAGCCCUCCGCUCCCCCCGCGUUCGCCUUCCCCCAGGCGCAGCCUCCCCCGGGAAACGCCGCUGGUGAGUUAAAGCCGCUCCGACCACCCCCCGGCGCGUACCGGCGGUCGGUUUCGAUGGCUGACGUGGACAAGGGGAAGAAUUACGUGUUAAGCGCUAGGGUUACUGAGCGACAUAGCUCGCUGAAAAUGUCGUCGUCGUCGGUUGAAUUUCCAGCCCUGAGGCGAUUCGCCGACGUCGCAGGCGACGCAGGCGACGUCGCGAGGCCCGAAGACGUGAUCUGGAAGAAUCUUAUCGCGUCCGCUCAGGUACGCAAUCGCGAGCUUUCCGGGCUCCGCGAGGCGUCUUGUAACGCGAACGAGCGGGUCAGAAGCGGCAACAGCGAGUGUGACAGUAGCGAGGGUCUAGGCUCGUUGAGCGUGAAACGGAAACCGGUCACGGUGCUAGAAGGUUUAGAGGAGGAGGAGGAAGAGGGAAAUGCUAUCCAGGUGACCCUUCGAAAGGAAGCUUCGCGCGAGAUAACGCCUCGACCUUCCACUGCUCGAGAGGCAAGUUCGCAAGAAGCUUCUCGCGAGAUAACGCCUCGUCCCUCCACUGCUGCUACUGACGUUGCCUCUACCCCAACAACCGACGCCCCGUGGACUCCCACCUUCGAACGAGACGGGGCCAUGCCGCCGUCCACGCCGCAAUCGGCGGCGGAGUCCGCGGCGGAGAGGGCCGCGCGGAAGGCGGCGCAGGGGUCCUGCAUUCCGCCGAGGGCGCAGUCCCCGCGGAGGCGCAACAGCGGGUUGUUCCGCAAGCAGGGCUCCGGAAGGCUUGAUGGGCCGCAGAGACAGGGGUCGGGGAGGGGGCUGGCGGGACUGGCUUCCGCGGCAGCGGGCGCAGCAGCAGGCGCAGGCGCGGGGGCGGGUAGGAGCAUAUCGCGCAUGUCUUCUGUUAAGAAAUGGCGGGUGUUAAACGCACUUGUUAAGCAGAUGAACGUAGAGGAUGCGGAGAACGAGACUGCUGACGACGGGAACGGGAACGGCGGCGGCGGCGGCGGCGGUGGCGGCGGCGGGGGCGGUUUCAUUGCGACUGAAACGCAUUCCGGGGCGGAAAAUUCCGAGUCGGAUAAGAGCGGGUGGGGCGCGCCGAGUUUCUCAGGAAUGAGCGUUGGGGGGGAUACGGAGGGCGGAGGGGGCGGGCAGACGGAGGAGUUCAGCGUUCCGUGGAGUUUCGGCAGUAUGGGGGAUGUAGAGCGGUUCAAUAACACUACAGGGGGCGGGUUUGCUGAUUAUAGCGUGGCAGCUGCGAGUGUGUGCCAGGUUUCCCCCGCGAUUUUUGAGGCGCAUUUGCAUUUGGCGGAGACUAUGGCUAGGGAGGAGAUGGAGCGGCAGCAGAGGCAGCAGCGGCAGGAGGGGCGGCAUGGCAAGGGGCCACGAACGCCACGAACGCCACGAACGCCGAGAACGCCAAGGGGCAUGGGCUUCCGCAGCAACUCGCGCAGCAACUCCCGCCCCAACCAAAAGAGCACCUGGGACCCCCACCACGUGUCAGUGCGAGCAGCCAAGGUCAAGCGAGCCAUCGGCCACGUGUUUCGCAAAAUCACCGCCAAGCCGCUGGGUUUCCUGCGCAAAUUCAAUCCCGCGCGCCGGGCUACGUGA